Messenger RNA from Balaenoptera acutorostrata (minke whale), 5769 nucleotides. It is a transcript of the gene CFAP43, whose product is annotated as cilia and flagella associated protein 43. Lineage: Eukaryota; Metazoa; Chordata; Mammalia; Artiodactyla; Balaenopteridae. Gene Ontology annotation, biological process: sperm axoneme assembly; cilium assembly. Gene Ontology annotation, cellular component: axoneme. The record is from RefSeq and is a predicted model, not a curated record. The transcript has 37 exons. Bases 95 to 4798 code for a protein of 1567 amino acids. Gene Ontology annotation, molecular function: protein binding.
CACCCAGCAGCCAGGGGCCUCGGUGUAACCGUUGCAGACACGGGCCUGGGUCCGGCGUUUGCUGCCCCCGGCCCGGCUGAGAGACACACGGCCCAUGGCGCAAGACCGGGAGCGAGAUGAAGCCCAGAACGUCGCCCUCGGCGCGUCCCUGUCCGUGAGAUGGGUGCAAGGAUUCCCCAGGCAGAAUGUUCAUUUUGUCAACGACAGCACCAUUUGCUACCCUUGUGGGAAUUUCGUAAUAUUUAUUAAUAUUGAAACCAAGAAAAAGACUGUACUCCAGUGUAUGAAUGGAAUUGUGGGUGUCGUGGCAACUAACGUUCCUUAUGAGGUUGUGGCUUUUUCUGACCGGCGGCUGAGACCCCUCAUCUACAUAUACAACUUUCCUGGAUUAACCAGAAGGACCAAAUUAAAAGGCAAUGUUCUUCUGGACUACACUUUACUUUCGUUCAGUUACUGUGGCACCUACCUGGCUAGUUACUCCUCCCUCCCAGAAUUUGAACUGGCCCUCUGGAACUGGGAAUCAGGUGUCAUUUUGUGCAAGAAAUCACAACCCGGUAUAGAUGUGAGCCAGAUGACCUUUAACCCCAUGAACUGGCACCAGCUGUGCUUGUCAAGUCCAAGUGCAGUGACUGUGUGGACAAUCGAAAGAAGUAACCAGGAGCAUUAUCUCAAAGCAAAGUCAGUAAAACUGCCUAUGGAAGAUGGGUCAUUUUGUAAUGAAACAGAUGUAGUUUUUCCUCAAUCAUUGCCCAAAGAUCCUAUCUAUGGACCUGUGCUCCCCGUGUCAGCCAUUGCCGGACUAGUGGGUGAAGAGGCCGAAACCUUCAGGCCUAAAGAUGAUCUAUAUGCUUUGCUUCACCCGACUAUGCACUGCUGGACUCCAACAAGUGACCUAUAUGUUGGCUGUGAAGAGGGUCAUCUUUUAAUGAUUAGUGGAGAAAACUUGAAGGUAACUGUGCUUAAUAAGAUAGAAGACGGACCACCAAGGGUUGGAAGAAAUUUUGUCAGUCCAGUCACCAUGGCAUAUCAGAAGGGAGGCGUGCUUGCUUCUGGAAUUGAUGGCUUUGUGUAUUCUUUUCUUAUUAAAGAUACAAAUUACAAAGUAGAGGAUUUUCUUGAGGUUGAAGGGCCUGUGGAACAUUUGAUGUUUUCUCCCAGUUACAGAAUGUUGCUGAUUCAGACAGACAAGGGAUCUAUUUAUAUUUACACUUUUGAUGAGGAGCCAACCUUUGAAAAACUCCUAGCGGCUUGUGAUGGGAAAUUUCAGGCAACAGACUUUAUCACACCUGGAAAUGAAUACUGCAUGACUCUCACACAGUCAGGAGAAGUUUGUGUUUGGGGUAUAGAGGAUGGUGCUUGUGUCAGCAGGAUUUAUCUGAAUAUCCCAGCAACAGUUCUGGCUUGCUCUCCCUCCUCCCUCUCUGCAGCCGUGGGGACCGAGGAUGGCUUUGUCUACUUCCUCGACAUCCAGGACGUUGAAUCCCCUCACUCAGUUCAUACGGCCUAUCUCUCUGAAUCGCCCGUGCAGCACCUCCUGUAUGACCAGAGAGGAAUGUAUCUAUUAGCUGGAACAUCAGAAGGACACGUCUUUGUUAUCAAUGCCAAACCCUCAAGCUUAUUUCAGAUUCUUGGAUUCAUAGAGGUGGGCAAAGGCAUUUUACAAAUAUCCACAGUGUCUCCUUUGGAAACAGAUGUAGUAGAAGUGAUGGUGCUUUCCCCACUUCCAGAAACAGGAAGAAGCAGGCUGGAAAUAUUUACUCUGCCUAAAAUACUACCACAAGUUUCUGCAAGCUUUACUGAUGAACAAGGGAGGCUGAGAGAUGCCUUCAUUCAUAAGUUCGUGUAUGAGAUAGAGCACACUCUGUCCUCCGCUGUCUUGAACUUUCAAAGUAACCGAAUAUAUGGCUUCUGUAACCAAGUGCCAUACAUCUGCAGCUAUCUUCUUCCUGAAAAAGAACAUAGUGGUAUUUGCAUUCUUAAGUCAUACCAAAAAGUACAAAGCAAACAAUACGGACCUGGAAUGCUCUCUCUGUCUCCACAUGGAUUGUGGCUCAUAACAAUAGCUAAAUGUGGAAUUCUGUGUAUCCGAGAUAUUCAUACUUUGGAAACGUUUGUUUGGUGUCGGAGUCAUUCUCACCAGGGGCAUGGAAUUCAAUCGGUGAGAAUUUCAAUGGAUGGACAAAGCAUUCUGGUGAAUGGGAAGGAUGACAGCACCCUUGUUAACCUGAGAUGGAGGCAGUUUGGAGGAAACUUAGCCAAUGAAAUUCUUGAAUAUAGCCAGCAACUUUCAACUUACCUGAAGAACACCAUGGAUGAGGAGAAUGAUUAUUUAAGUCUAGCAAAAAAAGAUUCCUUGGAUUUGGGAUCAGAACCUGAACAUGCAAUAAAUGAGAAUGUGAGGUUAAGCGUUGACUCAUUACAAGAGGAAUUAGUCAAAGUUGAUAAUACGGCGGAAAUUCCCUGGAUACAACAAAAAAGCCAAGAGGCCAUCAAAAACGAGGUUAAACUGUUUUCCAACAAAAGGAAAGAGAUAAAAAGAGGGAUCAAAGCACUUGCUAAAACUAUUCUGGACAUGAUGGAAGAAAAUGAAGCAGUAGAUAAUAUUGCAAAAUUAGAGCAACAAGAAUUUGGCCUGGAUCUUGAAGAACUGGAAAGACUCCACGAUGAAAGUGAGGAAGAAGUGGCAAAGAUAAGAAAGGAUGCUGAGAUGCAAAACCUAGCCAAGAGAUAUUUGGCUGAACUUAUCAAAGAAGAAUGCUGGAAUUCGAUGGCUGUGAAAGGCCGAGCUCUUAAGUGCUUUCACAUCCCAUGUGUGGUUGAGAACUUCCCAAUGAAAGAACGCACAGAUGAAGAGUUGAAAGAAUUGAAGAGAGUUGUGCAGCAAAAGAAGAUUGAAGCAGAGUGUCUUAAACUACAGAAGGAAAUUGUAGACGUUCAGUCUGCAAUUACCUUGGUUAAAAAGCAUCAUGAAGAGGAGGAUGAAGAAGAGGAAGAAGAUGGGACAGCAAAAGAUACCAACUUGCCCAAUUACCUGCUUGGUAGUCUGAGUACUGAUUUUAGGGUACAUACCUCUUUGUUGUCAAGCCAACUGGAACUUCAUUCCAGAGAGGAGAAAAUCAACCAAAUUAUAUUACUGAAAGAUAUUAUUUACAAGGUAAAAACUGCUUUCAAUAGUGAGUUUGAUGCGGCAUAUAAACAAAAAGAGAUUGAAAUUGCACGUGUGAAGGAAAAAAAUGUAAGAAUUCAAGAAAUUGUUUUAGAUCUGGAGUUGGAAGAAUCAGUCUGGCAACCAGAAUUUGAGGACUGUGAGAAGCCAGAGAGAACCCUUAUUGUGGAAAGUACUGAGAUUACAGCUCAGAGACAUAUUAAUCCAUGGCAAAAAGCCAAAACAGAAUUGCUUGUGACCCGUGAAAUGGAGCGAUUGCUUCUGUCACGGGGCCCCAACACAAGACGCCGAGCCCUCAUGGACAUGAUGGGAGGAGUUCUGGAAGUCAAGAAGGAGGACAUUUUGAGAAUGGUGAUUCCUCAACCUGCUUUCAUGUCAAAGCCUGAUGCUUUGUGGUCUGAAGAGGAAAGGAAACAAUUCAAAGCGUAUGAGAAAAAAGUCAAGGAAUUAAAUGAAGAAAGAGAUAAGUAUAGAAAGUCAUUAGAAACAGAAAUGAAGAAACUUCAAAACUCUAUUCAAGAAAGCACACAGAAUUUUGAUGAACAUUUGAAAAGACUCUUUGAAAGGAGAGUGAGGGCGGAGAUGGUUGUCAGCCAGGAGGAAUUGAAAAUAAACAACCUUGUUUUUUCCUUACUGUUGGAUGAAGAAAUAAGCUCUAGAGAAGCCUUCCUGAACAACUACCUUGCAAGGAAGCAGGAGGAGAAAAGCCAGACUACAGAGGCCAUCCGGAAAUCUAGAGAAGACCUCGAUAUGUACAAGGAUCACUAUGACAACUUACUGGCGGAAGACAAAGUUCUAGAUCGCAGCUUUAAAAAGGAAUUUUCUGAAAUUCCCAGUCAUCAGGUGGAUAUACUCUACAAACUUUUUAAACGCCGACCAAGGAUUCACAAACAAAAAGUGCACUCAGAUACGACCAGUCUUGUGCCUUUUGGAGAGCGACCAGGAUCUGGGAAAUUGAAUAAGGAUGCCUUUGCCCAGUUAAUGAAAGCCAUGGAUGACUUGGACAGUAUUAAUAACAUGCCAGAAGGCUUGGACCCCUCCGUCUGGGAACAUUUCUGCAUGACCAGACGAGCGAAAGUGGAAAAUGAACAGAAAGUAAAGCAGAAAGCAGCUGGCUUAAUAGAAAUGGUGGCUUUCCUCCAGAGGAGAACUGAGGAUGAUGAGAAGGUGCAACAUGAAAUUGAAAAAGUGGUCCAUGAGCUCAUCCUAUUACAGGAAGACAAAGUGAAAUUCCAGUUGAAUUUGACAAUCCAAAUCCUCCUUAAACAAGGGCAAGUAGAACUGGAGAAUUUCCAGUUACUGCUGGAUUAUUCUGAUGCAAUCCUCAUCAACAAGAACAUAAUUGAAGACUUGAAUUCUGUGAUUCGGACUCAAGGACAAAAGAAAGUUGCUAGCAUGAUGGAAAGUAAAGAAAUCCACAAAGGAAUAUUUCAGAUCGAGUGGGAACAUAAGAAAAUGGAGAUGGAAAUGGAAGAUCUAAAUCAGAAGGCUUGGGAUAUUCAGAUGCUGUUUUUUUCAAGAGAUCGUCAAAAGUACCUAAAUGAACCAAACUAUGAGACUCUGAUUGCCAUUCAGAUUGGAAUAAUGGAGCAAACCAUUGCUGUUUUAGAUAAGGUUAUUGCAGAAUACUGAGCAGAGUUCCCUGUGCUAUACAGUAGGUCCUUGUUGCUUAUCUAUCUUAAAUAUAGCAGUGUGUAUAUGUCAAUCCCAACCUCCCAAUCUAGCGCUCUCUCCCUUCCCCCAGUAACCAUAAGUUUGUUCUCUAAGUCUGUGAGUCUGUUUCUGUUUUGUAAAUAAGUUCAUUUGUAUCAUUUUUUUAAGAUUCUGCCUAUAAGCGAUAUCAUAUUAUAUUUAUCUUUCUCUGUCUGACUUACUUCACUUAGUAUGAUAAUCUCCAGGUCCAUCCAUGUUGCUGCAAAUGGCAUUAUUUCAUUCUUUUUAAUGGCUGAGUAAUAUUCCAUUGUAUGUAUGUACCCCAUCUUCUUCAUCCAUUCAUCUGUCAGUCAUUUAGGUUGUGAAGCACUUCUUUUAACAUUUGAAUUAACCCCUUGGGAGAUAUCAGAGUGUAGGUAAAUUUCCUGUUUCACAUUAGGUUAUGAUUUAUGUAGUAGAAGUGCUGAUAGUCUUUCCUUUGCAUUGUAAAGGCUUUGUUUUACCCUAAUUGCCUAACAAUGCUCAGUUUUGAGUGUUGAACAUAUAUGGAACAAAGUAAUCUCAAGGCUAUGUGUUUUUAAAAUCUUCUCUCAUUUCUAAGAACAUACAAAUUUUUUUCUAAAAUGUGUAUUAACAUACCAUUCUAUCUUUCAACAAAUAAUUUAAGUACCUACUAUGUGCAGGCAUUAUGCUAGGUACUAGGGAUAUGAUGGUAAGAUGUCUUAAUGAUGACAAUGUAUUUAAAUUUUAAGAAUAAUGUCUUUAUAAAAUAUAUUUUUUUCAAAAUUAUUUCUGUGGGGUGUCAUGGGAACAAAAAUUUCAGACCCACAAAAAGAAUGUGGAAAACUGCAAAAAGCUGCUUAAAAAACUGAGAAGGUGCAGCAAUCAAAAAGAUGUAGCAAAUUAUACCCUAAGCUGCAAUUUACGAGAAGAACUGGUGGCUGUCUCAG